AAUCGAAGUGUUACACCAGACAGUGAAUAUUAAUUUCAGGGUUAGCCAACACACCAUUUUGAAUCUGUGCUCAAAAGCCAGCUGGUUAGCUUACAUUAGCAUUUUACAGUGUGCUAGUAGUGCUGCUGGAGAGAAGAAAUCAAGCUCCAGCAAUGUCAAUGUGGAAGGGACUGCACAUGACAGCGCGUGCCGCUCAUGGAAUACAUGUUUCCUCGCGAUUUAUCCAUAAACACACGCGACUCUGCACCCGAAACAUCAGCACUAGUAGACCCGUGCAAAAUGAUUUCUUCAAAGAUCUCGAGAACCAGUUCAAAGCGUUCAGGGAGAAAGCGGCAGAUGCCAUGCCUGGCAGUGACUGGACUCCGUUUGAGAAGAACUCCUCACUCCCCCCUGAGAGGGCGGACAUCGUGAUCGUAGGAGGUGGCGUGGUGGGCUGGUCUAUUGCCUAUUGGCUGAAGCAGAAAGAGAUGAUUCGGGACGGGGUGCGGGUGCUGGUGGUUGAGAGGGACCCCACUUACUCCCAGGCCUCCACGGUGCUGUCUGCUGGGGGGAUUCGACAGCAGUUCUCCUUGCCAGAGAACAUCCACCUGUCCAUGGCCUCGGCUGACUUCAUGAGGAACAUCAAUGAACACUUGAGUGUGCUGAAUGACGACCCCGUGGACCUGCAGUUUAACCACUCCGGAUAUCUUUUUCUGGCCAGUGAAAAAGUGGCUCAUAUCAUGGAAGAAAACUACAGCACCCAAAGGUAUGCUGGAGCAAAAGUCUCUCUUCUGUCACCUACACAACUAAAGGAGAAAUGUCCAUGGAUCAACACUGAUGGAGUAGUGCUGGCUUCAUAUGGGCUGGAGAACGAGGGCUGGUUCGACCCCUGGAUGCUGUUGAACGCUUUCAGACGGAAGGCCAUCUCCAUGGGGGUCUACCAGUGCUUUGGAGAAGUCACAGGUUUUAGUUACACCACAAACACAAUGACUACUGCAGAAGGAGACCAGGUGGAUUUUAGGAUAAUCAAAUAUGCUAAUGUCCAGAUGCCCAACAGUCUGGAGUACCAGCCUGUGGAGUGUGCCAUCGUGGUGAACGCUGCAGGGGCCCUCUCCGGUAAGGUGGCAGAGAUGAUGGGCAUCGGGCUCGGCCCGAAAGACACCAUCGCUGGAAUCCCACUACCCGUGGAGCCCAGGAAAAGGUUCAUCUAUGUGGUCCACUGUCCAAACGGGCCAGGGCUGGACACUCCCUUCCUCGUAGACUACUCUGGAGUGUACUUCAGACGAGAGGGGCUGGGAGGAAACUACAUUGCUGGGAUGUCACCAGAAGAGGAAGAGGAGCCAGAGACCAAUAACCUGGAGGUGGACCACCAGUUCUUCCAGAACAUCUGGCCUCAUUUGGCCCACCGGGUACCUGCCUUUGAGUGCCUCAAGGUGAAGAGCGCAUGGGCCGGCUUCUACGACUACAACACCUUUGACCAGAACGGCAUCGUGGGCAUGCACCCGCUGGUCAACAACAUGUUCUUUGCCACAGGCUUCAGUGGGCACGGGCUGCAGCACUCGCCGGCAGUAGGUCGCGCCAUGGCCGAACUCAUCCUGGACGGGGGCUUCAAGACCCUGGACCUGAGCGCCUUCAGCUUCAAACGCAUCAUGACCAAGGAACCCAUAUUAGAGAGGAACAUUGUCUGAGAGGGAGAGUCUGACAUUUUUACGAAGGGAGGAAAGAGGAAUGCCUUGUCGCGUUCUACAGUCUUGUGGGAAAUAUGGUCUCGAAAUAAGAGUUUGCCAAAGUUUCUGGUAAGAUGAAUGGUGUCCUAUUAAUUUCUUCACUAAAGUGCAUGAGGGAGUAACUGCACAUUUCACAAGCUCAAUUCUGUGGUCUACCGGUGAGACCACAUGGCAGCGGCCUCAGCCAAAGUGCUUUGCACUUAAACACAGUCACCCAUUGCUUGGGAGUGCUCAGAACACCGACCGCAAGACUGAAUGGGAAAAAAUGGGAUGCGUCAGAAAUGCAUCUCAGGAACGAGUGAGGGACUUUGUGGGAUGAGGAAGAGAAGAGGGUAGAAGAAAGAGCCUUGACAGCAAACAUGGACUUCUGAAGUAAGCAUGGAAUUUAGGAUGCCCAAUAUCUAACCUACUGUACAAAGAAUAAGGUAUUUACAUUACAUUUACAUUUAAGUCAUUUAGCAGACGCUCUUAUCCAGAGCGACUUACAAAUUGGUGCAUACACCUUAUGACAACCAGUGGGUACUGACAUACAAUGCGUUAGCACAAUUAGAAAGGCUUUUAGUUGGAUAUUGGAGUAAUUUCCAUUCCUCCGAUGGUAAACCUGUAUUGAAUGGCUUGACUAUGCAUCUUUAUUUUAUUUAACCAUUUAACCUAGACAUGUCACUUUACUCUUGAUCACGUAAGCAUUCAACUGUAUUUGUAUAAGAAAAAGUGAAGUUGGAAGUUUACAUACACCUUAGCCAAAUACAUUUAAACUCAGUUUCACAAUUCCUGACAUUUAAUCCUCACUUUAUUCACCACUUUAUUUUAAGAAUGUGAACUGUCAGAAUAAUAGGAGAGUGACUUACUUCAGCUUUUAUUUCUUUCAUCACAUUCCCAGUGGGUCAGAAGUUUACUAAAUUAGUAUUUGGUAGCGUUGCCUUUUAAAUUUGGGUCAAACAUUUUGGAUAGCCUUCCACAAUAAGUUGGGUAAAUUUUGUCCCAUUCCUCCUGACAGAGGACAUGCUUUUUCAGUUCUGCCCACAAAUUUUCUAUAGGAUUGAGGUCAGGGCUUUGUGAUGGCCACUCCAAUACCUUGACUUUGUUGUCCUUAAGCCAUUUUGCCACAACUUUGGAAGUAUGCUUGGGGUCAUUGUCCAUUUGGAAGACCCAUUUGCCACCAAGCUUUAACUUCCUGACUGAUGUCUUGAGAUGUUGUUUCAAUAUAUCCACAUAUUUUUCCUUUCCUCAUGAUGCCAUCUAUUUUCUGAAGUGCACCAGUCUCUCAUGCAGCAAAGCAGUCCCACAACAUGAUGCUGCCACCCCCGUGCUUCAUGGUUGGGAUGGUGUUCUUCGGCUUGCAAGCCUCCCCUCCCCUUUUUCCUCCAAACAUAACGAUGGUUAUUAUGGCUAAACAGUUAUAUUUUUCUUUCAUCAGACCAGAGGACAUUUCUCCCAAAAAUAUGUUCUUUGUCCCCAUGUGCAGUUGCAAACCGUAAUCUGUCUUUUUUAUGCCAGCUUUGGAGCAGUGGCUUCUUCCUUGCUGAGCGGCCAUACAGGUUAUGUCUAUAUAGGACUGGUUUUACUGUGGAUAUAGAUAAUUCUGUACCUGUUUCCUCUAGCAUCUUCACAAGGUCCUUUGCUGUUGUUUUGGGAUUGAUUUGUGCUUUUUCACACCAAACUACAUUCAUCUCUAGGAGACCGAACGCGUCUCCUUCCUGAGCGGUAUGACGGCUGCGUGGUCCCAUGGUGUUUAUACUUGCGUACUAUUGUUUGUACAGAUGAACGUGAUACCUUCAGGCAUUUGGAAAUUGCUCCCAAGGAUGAACCAGAUUUGUGGAGGUCUCCCCAAAAAAUUCUGAGGUCUUUUCUGAUUUUCCCAUGAUAUCAAGCAAAGAGGCACUGAGAUUGACGGUAGGCCUUGAAAUACAUCCAUAGGUACACCUUCAAUUGAUGCAAAUUAUGUAAAUUAGCCUAUCAGAAGCUUCUAAAGCCAUGCCAUAAUUUUCUGGAAUUUUCCAAGCUGUUUAAAGGCACAGGCACCUUAGUGUAUGUAAACUUCUGACCCACUGGAAUUGUAAUACAAUGAAAUAAUUUAAACAAUUAGUCUAAACAAUUGUUAGGAAAAUUACUUGUCAUGCAAAGUAGAUGUCCUAACCGACUUGCCAAAACUAUAGUUUGUUCACAAGAAAUUUGUGGAGCGGUUGAAAAAUCAGUUUUAGAGACUCCAACAUAAGUAUGUAAACUUCCUACUUCAACUGUACAUGUGAUGCAGUAAAGAUGUCAAUCUAUUGACGUCUUUACCGCAUCGCAUGUGUUUGUAUAAAAAAAGUUAACACUUGUGAUCAAUAGUAAAAUGAACUAGUUUAGAAACCCAUGGCUUCAAUUUCAAAAUCUAUGUGCAAUGGCACAUCAAUUUACCUCAUUGCCGCCCACCAAAAUUAGCCUACAUUUAGGCUAUUGUUUGUAUUUCACACUGUUGGGGUAAAAAUGUGUAAUGCUUGUAUAGAUGUCAACCCCAGUUCAUGUUAUCGUCACCAAUCAACUGCAUUACAGUUAAACAACUACCACCCCCGAUUUCUAUAUGCUAGUUAUUCUACCAGCUUAUACGAACGGAAAAUGGCAUUUAACAGAUAGUUUUGUAAACCCGAAACGGACAACUUCUAAAUAUAUUUGGCUGUUUUCACUGCACAAUAUCCAAAUCAGAUUUUAGUAACCACGUUGUGGGCCUGUUUAUAACAUAAUCAUGAUGGAUUUGAGAAAUAUCCACUUUGUUAGAUCAGCUUUUUGAAUGUGCGACAGUGUGCGUCCCAUCAUCCCCCGCGGUCUGCGUCCUAUGUAUGGUUGUUUUCUUCAGUGUGCGUCCCAUCAUCCCCCGCGGUCUGCGUCCUAUGUAUGGUUGUUUUCUUCAGUGUGCGUCCCAUCAUCCCCCGCGGUCUGCGUCCUAUGUAUGGUUGUUUUCUUCAGUGUGCGUCCCAUCAUCCCCCGCGGUCUGCGUCCUAUGUAUGGUUGUUUUCUUCAGUGUGUGAAUCUCCUAUGUGAUUUUACAGGCCAAAUUUCACAUUUACUUCCUUAAUAUAUAAAAUGACUGCCUUGUUUGAAUGUUUAGCCAAAGAGUUUUUAUUUUCAGCACAUACUGGGGAAAAAGCCCACCAAUUCCCAUACAUUGAAAGUCAUAAUGUAAAUGUGACAUGUAAACCGAUAGACAAAAUGUAACAUGACAGCUUCCACUCAAGCUCUAAUUGGAGUAGAUGAACACGUCUCCAAAACAAUAUCAUUUCUUCUUCUUUAUCAGCAUAUCCAAUACAGAUGGCGCUUUGUGUUUUUUACCUUCAAAAGCAAGAGAAAGAGUUAGUCCACUUCUAUAAAUUCAAACCAUAGCAAAUAGGGGUGUGAUGUUUUAAAUGAAUUUGGGAUUGUCAACGUUUUGAUUUUUUUGUGUGCAAAUAAUGCUACAACAAUACUGUACAUAGAUGACAUGCAUCUUUCUAAUUGUUUGCCACUGAUAAAGCGCUCCACACCUCAUUGUCAUUAUUAGUUGGGAAAAUGGCAGUUAGACAUGAAAGCAACAGCAGCUAAGUCCUGUAUGGCAAUACUUUAGUUAAAUGAGAAGGUGAUGAAAUGGUAACUUUGAGGGGGAAUUGAGCUACAGUAGCAGUACUGGUGCAAUGCUGAAAGGGAUGCACCGUGAGACCCAUGCUGUUGCUGGCAGCAGUGGGAUAAGGGACAGAGUGAAAAGAAAUCAAUGAUUGCAACCAUUGUCAAUGGUAGAGGAUGUCUACUUCAAUACCCUAAUGGCAUAUCUAGAACCAGACUACAAGAUGCCAUGUCGAAAAACCACCACGGACCUGAUGGAGAAAUUUACAACGAUUGCUCUCAAACACCAUUGUUGGACGUCUAUGAACACUCUGCAACGAGUCAUCAUAUUGAUGAGAAGUGUGACAUGAAGUCCCAUGUACUGAGAACAUGGAGGAGAGGCACAAAGAGAGCCUAAAACUGCAUUUCUACCAUCAUUACUGAGUGAAUGGGGGACAGCAGUAAGGGGAGUGCCGUUGGGUAGGUAGCCAGGACUGCGUUUAGGUUUUGUAUUUUUUAUUAAACGCUUUAAUGAUAAAUGGCAGUUUAAACGCUAAGAAAAUGUGUACAUUUGUCACAUCCCUAAUUGCAAACAAUGAUAUCCAAUGAAUCAUUCCAUCAAGGAUAUAGCAGUACAUGUUUAUUAGGACAAGGAACAGCUAAUCUGCAGUCCCUGUCCUAAAUACCGACAAUUAGUCCUUUCAUCAACCGUAACGUUAGUUGUCAGUACUAGCGAUUAAGUAGUCAUUUGUAAGGCAUUCAGGGUGAUAUUCUGACUUGGUCCAUGUGCACUACUUGGACUUUCGCAUAUCAUUUAUUGAUAUCAAUGGGAGAUUUGCAUGUAAGUUUGAGCAUGCAGAUCCAAAGUCAGAAUAUGGCGCUCUGUGUUAUCCUAUACUAUGGUUAAGGUUAGGGGAAGCUGAUCCUAUAGCUGUACCUAGGGGAAACAAACCUUUCUCCUUGCUGGGUGACUCAUCACUGGAAUGUGGGGAUCUCUUUGCGUAGGCUGCCUUCAUCCUCUGGAUGUUCUUCUUGCUGAUCACCUCGUGCUCCACUAUGGGCCGCGGGUAGUCCUUGCCUACGAUGCACCCUGCUGCCUCCUGGACGCUGCGGGGAGCCUUCCACGGCUCGUAGAUGUACUGAGCUGGGUACUUCUUCAAGUGGGGCAGGUAUUUCCUAUAACACAGAUGAUUGUGAUUGGUUAGAACGUGAAGGGGGGUGUCCUUCCUACAAUGCAGGUUCAUGAUUGGUUGUGGUUAAUCAUCAAUUAACAUAUCAUAAAAUCGCACUCACAGCAUUCCAAUCAUUUUUUUAAAUGUAUGGUCUGUUUUUACAUAUUUGAGGGUUAAGGUUGGAAUAAAUGGGUAUAACCUGUAAAUUAUUUAUAAUGACUUUUAGGGUGACUAUAAUUCCAUUACACUUUGAUACAUCACAUGCCUUUUUCUUUUUCUGCAUAAGUAAAAACAGGAAAUGUAUCA
Molecule: messenger RNA, 6739 nt
Organism: Oncorhynchus keta (chum salmon)
Lineage: Eukaryota; Metazoa; Chordata; Actinopteri; Salmoniformes; Salmonidae
Gene: foxred1
Product: FAD-dependent oxidoreductase domain containing 1
Exons: 11
Coding region: 153-1667 (504 amino acids)
Cellular component (GO): cytoplasm
Molecular function (GO): oxidoreductase activity
Source: RefSeq, a predicted model, not a curated record